AUGAAUAAAGACAAUAAGCCAUUCUGUAAAAUCAACAUCAGAAAUGCCUUCUUAGAAAUAAGCAUUGGCAUCUCAGCUAACAGCUUCCUUCUCCUCUUCCACAUCUUCGUGUUUAUUCAUGGCCACAGGCCCAAACUCAGUAACUUGACCAUUGGCUUCGUGGCCCUAACACACCUAAUGCUGCUGCUUAUUGCAGUGUAUAGAACUCAAGACUUUUUUAUAUCUCCAGAGAGAUGGGAUGACAUCGCAUGUAAACUUCUUAUUGUCUUGCACAGAUUUUUCAGGGCCCUCUCUGUUUGUGCCACCUGCCUGUUGAGUGUCUUCCAGGCCAUCAUCCUCUACCCUCAAAGCUCUCAUUUAGUGAAGUUCAAACAUCAUUCUUCACAUCAUCUCUCAUGUUUUCUUAUUUUCCUGUGUAUCUUCUACACAGCCAUUGGCAGUCAUAUCUUAAUAGUUGCUAUUGCCACCUGCAAUCUCACCUCAGAUAAUCUUAUAUACAUCACCGGAUCUUGCUCUUUUUGCGUGAGUUACUCAAUGCAACAGACAUUCUCCACACUGCUGGCUUUCAGGAAUGUCUUCCUUAUCAGCCUCAUAGUCCUCUCGACUUGGUACACGAUGACUCUCUUGUGCAGGCAUAUGAUUCGGUCCCGGCACUUGCAGAACAAACCUUCUCCAAAAGCAUCCCCAGAGCAAAGGGCCCUCCAGACCCUCCUACUGCCUAUGAGUUUCUUUCUGGUGAUGUCAACUUUGGACAGUAUUCUCUCCUACUCUAGAACUAUGUCCCAGGGAAAUCCCACGCUGUAUUGUGUCCAGACCCUUGUGGACCAUGGCUAUGCCACAGUCGGUCUUCUGCUGGCCAUCAGUAAUGAAAACAUAGAACUUACCGUUUGA
Peromyscus leucopus (white-footed mouse) is the source of this 891-nucleotide messenger RNA. Its product is annotated as vomeronasal type-1 receptor 98-like. Gene Ontology annotation, cellular component: membrane. Gene Ontology annotation, biological process: G protein-coupled receptor signaling pathway. Gene Ontology annotation, molecular function: pheromone receptor activity. Lineage: Eukaryota; Metazoa; Chordata; Mammalia; Rodentia; Cricetidae. The record is from RefSeq and is a predicted model, not a curated record.